AGCACAUGAUUCUGAAACAGCCACUUUGCGGUCUGUCUGUCCCCAACACAAACACACGGAAUACAGUGACAGUACAAGAUAAAGUUGAGCAAUGUCGUUACGAGGCGUUUUAAAGAUUAUUCAACGCUCAAAUUUUGGGUUACUGUACUCACUUGCCCCAGCAAGCAGAGUUUGUCUGAAAACAGCAACUACUCACACAAGGCACAGCAGCAGCAGUUCAGAGACCAUCAGCAGGUAUCCAGUGCCAAAAAAGAAGAACCUGCCAUUUGAUAUUGUGGAGCUGAUGGAGGAGGUUGAACAGAAGGUUUGGCAUCACAUUCACAUUAAAGAGUUAGUCCGCCCCAAAUUAAAAGGAGGGUUUUUGCCGAAUGUCUUCAAAGUUCUUGCCCAUCGUCCUGCUGAAUUUCGGGCUUUCUUCUCUUAUUAUAAUGCCCUGAUGAACAAGGAAAGUGGUGGUCUGUCAAAAGCGGAUCGAGAAUUGAUCGUUGUUGCGACCAGUGCUCACAAUCACUGCUUGUAUUGUGUGGUAUCCCACAGUGCGUUGCACCGCAUCUAUUCCAAAAAAACCAUGCUGGCUGAUCAGGUUGCAGUUAAUUACAAGGUUGCAGAGCUGAGCGCCCGUGAGAAAGCCAUGCUGGACUUUGCUCUGACCGUCUGCAGGAGUGAAACAGUAACCGAAGAACAUUUCAGCACCCUGGAGGCUCAUGGUUUUGACCGGGAGGAUAUUUGGGACAUAGCUGCCAUUGCUGCCUUCUUUGCCUUAUCCAACCGCAUGGCCCAUCUGACUGACAUGAGACCGAACGCAGAGUUUUACAACAUGGGGAGAGUGCCGAGAGACAAAGCAAAAGCCUCUGAUGGACAGGUCAAGUAUGAAUAGACCAAAUCCAAUGCCAAAUCCUUUAAAAUUGUCAACUGAUCAUUAAGCUGAUUGUUAAAAUCAGAUGAAAAAAAAACAGUUACGUUAUUUCUCUGUCACUUUCACUUACUUUUGCACAUUCAGCUUUUAAAUUUUAUUAGUUAGAUUGUUUUUGUGUUAGUCUUCACAUGGAGAAAUUCCUCCUUGUGGCCUUUCGUUACUUGAACUUGUUAGUUUUGAUUAUUUAUUAAAAGGGUAGAGAAGAGAGAUAACGGAAAAUCCAGUUGCACAAAUGAAUUCACAAGUCACUGUAAACAUACAGCAGCAAGAAGGGUUAUUAUGAUGAUCUAAAACUAAAACCAUGACAAAACAUUUUUCCAUUUUCAUUAUUUGAAAUAAACAUUACCUGGUAAAAUAUAACAAAUUUUGAAAGAAAGAAAGAAAAAGAAAAAAUAUGUAUAUAUAUAUAUAUAUAAGGCAAUAUUUCUUACCUUCAUUUAGUUUAAUAUUUGAAAAAUAUUUUCAUUUAGGUUAACUUGAGAAAAACUACAACUCACUUUAAAUAUAUAUAUAUAUAUAUAUAUAUAUAUUUUAUAAAGAACAAAAAAUAAUUAAAUUGACAAAAAAAUUACUAACUUAAACUAAAAUUAAAUUGAAAACAAAAAAUAUAUUUAUAAUUUAAUUUUUAUAGUCUAAUACAAAAUAAUAACAAAAAUGCUAAUAGUAUCUUAGUAAUACCAAAAUAACCCUGCUUGUGUUAAAAGUUUGAAUACAUUUUUGGAAAAAAUAAAGAUGGUUGAAGAAUGGCUGUUCUAUGCAAUCAGAUACUCAUCUAAUUUAUAAUUUAGUUAUGUGAACAUCUUUUCACCAUCUAAACCAAUAUUUCUCUUUGCUUCAGUGCUGAGAUGAAGUGUUGAUGUUGAUAUGCAGUGCUUUGUUUUCUCUCAAUAUUCCACUGUUUUCAAAUCCACGGAUUUCAAUAGGUCUUCUGAAGUAAAGCUGGAAGCAUUACUUUUGCAUCUGCUAGGACAGGUCAAAGCCAAACUUAAGUAUAAAAUGUGAAAAAUGUUAGUCUGUUCUUAAGAGAUUAUAAUUUUAGAGGUUAAUGAAUAAUAAACAAUCAAUUUUUAACUUGAUUGUGCUAACCAUUCAUUUGAGUGAUACAAACAUAAACAUUAAGUUAUUUGAAAGUGCACACUAAACACUGUUAAAUUGGAUAUUAAAUGUCAGUCUGUAAGUACUGUGGCGAAACUAUCAAGUGAAAUUUCCAUGAUGUUUACUGAGGGUAUGUUGACUUGGGAAAUAAAAAGCAAUUACAUUUUG
This is a messenger RNA of Labeo rohita (rohu), 2179 nucleotides long. RefSeq lists its product as uncharacterized. Gene Ontology annotation, molecular function: peroxiredoxin activity. The record is from RefSeq and is a predicted model, not a curated record. The transcript is spliced from 5 exons. The coding region runs from base 92 to 877 and encodes 261 amino acids. Lineage: Eukaryota; Metazoa; Chordata; Actinopteri; Cypriniformes; Cyprinidae.